UCUGCAUAUGAGAAUGGAGGAUCCUUCGUAAUCAGGGGCUAUGAGGAUGGCAUUUAUAUUCGUAUCCGGCUGAGAAUUCCCGAGCGUCGGUUGGAAGCUACAUUCCACUUAUAUACCGACUCACCCUUUCGUUACCCUUCCCAGUAUUGUCCUGCUAUCUAGAUACCUCACUAUGACCGAGUUAGCUGCGAUACAGAGCAAAAACGGUCAUGCUAAUGGCUAUGCCAGCGGACAUUCCAACGGCACAGCAAAUAGCCACAGUAAAGAAGCAUCACCUCUCACGAACGACCAAAUCCCUAUCUCUCCAAGCGCUCCUCAAGAUGUUCCUGGAUUACUCAGUCAAAUAGCUUCGCAUGGAGAUGCCUUUCUUGGCAUUGACCCUGAUGCGCGGUUGAAAUUGCUGGAGGACGCUCGGGCGUUGGUCAACGCUCUUGAGACUCCUCGUGAGUCAAUGAUCAGAUAUUGCUGGGCGCAGUCAACAAUCUACGCAGCCAUCGAGACCGGCGUAGAUAUUGAGCUCUUCCACAAGUUGUCGCUCAGUGACAAACCUAAAUCUGCUGCGGAGUUAGCAGAGGACACAGGGUGUGAUCCAUUUAUGUUGUCCCGACUCCUGAAACACCUUGCCGCAAUGGAUGUGAUUGGAGAGGCUGGUCCGGAUCUGUACCGUCGUACGGGCUUUACGAUAGCCCUAUGUUCGGAGAAGUACAGUGACGGUUUCCCUCUUAUGACACGUCGAUUCACAGCUGGCAUCCACGCUCUCCCCGCCUACCUAAAGAAGAACGGCUACCGCAAUCCCACCAAUCCUACAGACACUGCACUCCAGCUCGGAUUCAACACAGACCUUCACUUCUUCGAGACCGUAAAGCAGGAUCCGGUCACAGCCAAGCAAUUCAACAACCACAUGUCCAUAUACAGUCUUGGACGACCAAGCUGGAUGGAUGUUGGCUUUUUCCCGGUGCAGGAGCGACUUAUCGAAGGCAGUAAUACAACCAAUGACAAUGUCCUACUUAUCGACAUGGGCGGGAGUAUCGGUCACGAUCUUUCUGAAUUCAAGCGGAAGUGGCCUGAUGCCCCGGGACGCUUGAUUCUGCAGGAUCUCCCGACAGUAGCCUGCCAUGCACAAGGUCUGGAUCCCACAAUCGAAGUAAUGCCCCAUGACUUCUUCACACCCCAGCCAGUCAAAGGCGCACGAGCAUACUACAUGCACUCUGUCCUUCACGACUGGCCCGACGACAUGUGCCGCAAAAUCCUAGCCAAUUUAAUUCCAGCCCUACGCCCCGGAUACAGCAAGGUUUUGAUCAACGAGAAUGUGAUCCCAGAUAAGGGCGCCUACUGGGAAACGACCAGCCUGGACCUGAUAAUGAUGACGAUUGGAUCGGGAGAGCGGACGGAACGACACUGGUACACGUUGUUGGAAUCGGCGAGAUUGAAGAUCAUAAAGGUCUGGACGGCGCCUGCGCAGAAAGGAGAGGAGAGUUUGAUCGAGUGUGAGUUGGCGUAGUCUGCUGUCUUGCAGGUUCAAAUAGCAUGUAUUAGUAUAAUAAUUGUUCUUCUGCUUCUCGAGACGCACUAUACAUGAAUAGAG
Messenger RNA from Aspergillus ruber CBS 135680, 1585 nucleotides. Its product is annotated as S-adenosyl-L-methionine-dependent methyltransferase. Gene Ontology annotation, molecular function: O-methyltransferase activity. Lineage: Eukaryota; Fungi; Ascomycota; Eurotiomycetes; Eurotiales; Aspergillaceae. The transcript has 5 exons. The record is from RefSeq and is a predicted model, not a curated record. Bases 173 to 1501 code for a protein of 442 amino acids.